This is a messenger RNA of Bombus terrestris (buff-tailed bumblebee), 1199 nucleotides long. Its product is annotated as cell division cycle-associated protein 7. The coding region runs from base 151 to 1059 and encodes 302 amino acids. Lineage: Eukaryota; Metazoa; Arthropoda; Insecta; Hymenoptera; Apidae. Gene Ontology annotation, cellular component: nucleus. Gene Ontology annotation, biological process: regulation of DNA-templated transcription. The transcript has 3 exons. The record is from RefSeq and is a predicted model, not a curated record.
UCCCACUGUCCAACUCGCCAUAAUUGUCAGUUUUUAGAAUCAGUGGAACAAUUUGAACACGAGCAUUGUGUUUGUUUUUAAUUCUAUUCUUUUAUCUAAAAAAUAUACUAUUAUCGUGAGUAUACAUUACUUGAGGAUUAAAUUUUUAAUAUGGACGAAAACGAUGAUUACAAUGAUUUACGAAAAAGAAACAUAGCCGAAAGAAACGCUAUCUUUGCCGAAUUUUUCAAAGAGUUAAAAGAACAAACGAACGAGAUAAAAGAACUGAAACAAAUACACAAUGAUACAGAGAAUUCAGAAAACGAACCACCUAAAAAAAGACGUAAAACUAUUUCUCAUUCUAAGAACGAUCGUUUUAGCAUGAAAUAUGUAAAGCUCGAAUUUCGUAAAAAGUAUAAUACUAGAAGUAGAUCAAGGAAUAUCUCCCAAGAAGAAAAAGAGAAUGAUAUAAUUGACCUUAAAAGUGAUAAACCUAAACUCCAAGUUCUAUUUCCAUGGGCGAAGCCAUUUCAACGAUCGAUUGAUUUAAUGAAGAUGGGAGUGUGCGAUGUAGAUGAGGAAGAGCAACGAUCUAUGAGCAGUGACGAUGGGAGUAGUGAUGAUUUGUGUGAUAUAACUAAAAAACGAAUGUACAAUACAAACAAGGCUCCUUAUGACCCGAAUAACAUACCGCCCGUCAGUGAAAUUACGGAUGAAAUGAUAGAUAAUAUUGCAUCCAAAAGUACUUCGAAGCAGUAUUGCAAAAUUAAUGGAACAUGCUGUCAUCAGUGCAGGCAGAAAACAUUAGAUACAAAGACUGUAUGUCGUUCAGGAGAAUGUGUUGGACUUAGAGGACAAUUUUGUGGACCUUGCUUAAAAGGACGAUAUGGCGAAAGUGCCGUUGAUGCAUUAAAAGAUCCUAAUUGGGCUUGUCCACCUUGCCGUGGUUUAUGUAACUGCAGUAUAUGUAGAACAAGAAGUGGCUUACCCCCAACUGGAAUUUUAGCCCCUAUUGUAAAAGAAGAAGGAUUUUCGUCUGUUAUGGAUUACCUUCAAUCUGCCGAAACAGAUGACACAUAAUUUUCAUUGAUACAAAAUUUGUAGUUAUAAUAAUAUAAUUAAACCUCAUAACAAAUAAUCUUUUAUUGAUUUUAUUUUUCAAUUGAUCGUGCUAUGUAUGAGAAAACUUCACAACAAAUAUAAUAAAAUUGUUUUCUGUA